Messenger RNA from Gryllus bimaculatus (two-spotted cricket), 2588 nucleotides. The record is from the annotation of a GenBank genome assembly. NCBI's taxonomy places the organism in Eukaryota, Metazoa, Arthropoda, Insecta, Orthoptera, Gryllidae.
GUCAGUUGUUAUUUGACAUUCUGCCUGUGCAUAGAGCUAUGCUUAAAGUGAUUCACGUUUUCUUACAAGUAGUGAACUUAAACCCGUCCUCUGACACACAUCAUUGGACUUGUUACUGUUUGAUGAAGCUGAAUCUCAGCUAUUAUUACACAAGAUACACGGUAAACUAGCAGUGGAGAAUAGUGAAUGGCGAAAAUAUCUCGCUACCUCAAGUAUUCUUUUAGUAGUGAUUCCUCCUGUUAUAAGCUAGUCUUUUUUUAGUGGUUAGCAAGAAAAUGACAUCUUUCAUCAUGAAGAGUAAUGGCGCUCUGGAUGUGGAAAGCAAGGCUUUGGUUGGGGGUACAUCUGAUAAAAAAGCCACCAUCGUAGAUGUGGAGAAAAAUAAAUCAGACAGCAAGAAGAAUAGAGGAAGUGCAUGGCGUCAGGUUCUUGCAGCAUUUGUUGCUAACAUUGGCACCAUCAAUACUGGUUUGGUGUUUGGAUUUGCAGCUGUCGCAAAUCCCCAGUUACGAGAACCUGGUAGCUCCAUUUCAGUUAAUGAAGAACAAGCUUCGUGGAUUGCUAGUUUAUCAUCUGUCACUACUCCAGUUGGAUGCAUUCUGAGUGGUUAUCUUAUGGAUAGGAUUGGGCGGAAAUUAACUCUCAUUCUAACAGAAAUCCCUGCAAUUCUUGGAUUACUUCUCAUAUCUGCUGCUACUGAUAUAAAUAUGAUAUAUGUUGGUCGCCUUCUUGUUGGGCUAGGUUCAGGAAUGGUUGGAGCUCCUGCGCGGGUUUAUACCUGUGAAGUAACACAACCCCAUUUAAGAGGAAUGCUUUCUGCAUUGGCUUCAGUUGGAGUUUCUUUAGGUGUGUUGAUUGAAUAUUCCUUAGGAGCUGUAAUGGCUUGGUAUGUAAUGGCAGGGAUAAGUGCACUUAUACCUCUGCUGGCAUUUAUUCUCAUUAUACUUAUGCCUGAAUCUCCAAACUGGCUUCUGCAACGGGGACGAACUGAGGAUGCAAGGGCAGCUCUUUGUAAAUUCAGAGGUGGUAGUUGUGACGUCAACAAAGAAUUAGAUGAUAUGAUGUGCUUUGCAGCCAAGAACAAUGUAGUGAGAUUGAAGGGGUUCAAGGAAACCAUUCAAGCUUUACUUCAACCAUCAACACUUAAACCAUUUGGAAUUCUCUUCCUUUAUUUUAUGAUAUAUCAGUUUUCUGGUGUGAACACUAUUACAUUUUAUGCUGUUGAUGUUUUUCGAAUGUCUGGAACAGAAAUGAAUAGAUUUUUAGCAACUGUGAUAUUAGGAGUGGUAAGAUUGAUCUCAACUAUAAUAGCCUGCAUUUCUUUGAGACGUUGUGGCAGGCGACCUCUGACAAUGAUAUCAGCAAUUGGAUGUGGUUUGACUAUGGUUGGACUUGGAACAUAUUUGCACUUAAGAGAAGGCUGGGUGCUUAAUGAAGUAGAGCCCGUAGCAACAUGGUUUCCUGUAGCCUGCAUUUUCAUUUUUACAGUUGCGAGUACCAUUGGGUUUUUGGUUGUCCCUUGGGUAAUGAUUGGAGAAGUAUAUCCUACACAAGUUCGUGGCAUUGCAGGGGGACUUACAACUUGCAGUGCUCAUAUCUUUGUAUUUAUUGUUGUGAAGACAUUUCCAGAAUUCAAGCACUUGUUAGGUAUUCCUGGCACAUUCUGGAUGUAUGGAGCCAUAUCACUGUUUGGGUCUUUGUUCUUCUUCUUCUGUCUUCCUGAGACAAAGGGGCGAUCACUUCAAGAAAUUGAAGAUUAUUUCUGUGGAAGAGUUAAAAACCUUGGUGAAAAGGUUCCGAGUUCUGCUAAUAUGCCUAAGGUGCUAGAUAUUCCAAAAGGGAAAGUUCUUCCAUAAGGCAAUUCCAGUUUUCAUGGAUCUUAAAAUCAGUAUAGUGUAUGUUCUCAUUUUUGUUGGACAUGCAGAGGAAGAUUGUUUUAGAUAUUUAUAGGAACUGACAAUAUUUUUCUCUUAAGACUGAACGUGAGAGCAUCACACAUAUGUUUUUGUGUGAUAUCUUCACCUACGAUGGGUUAGUAUGUGAUGAACUCUUUAAAUUGUCACUUGAUGUUUGUCUCGAUUUUAUUGUUAGGACCACCAUUGACUGUUCCAUGUAGUAAUCAAGUAACUGAAGUAUAUUGUUAAAAUAAGUUAUACAAUAGUCUUAAAAUAUGUUGUCCUCCGAUAACAUUUUCAGACAGCAAAUACAUAGUUCUGAGUCUUUUUCCAUAAUUUGUUGUUAGAAAAAUUAUUGCAUACCAGUUUAACAGGUGGCCUAAUGAAUUUUAAGUAUUGUUACACUGUUUUUCAGUGAAAAUUAGAUAUAAAUGACUGUAACAAUGCAAGAGUGGAUGAAACAAGUGUGUUUAUUUUGUAAUGUGAAUGGAAUUUUUAAAUAUUAUAUUGUCUGAAAUAAAAUGACAAUACUGUAAUAUUAAAAUUUAUUUUAUUACUUCUGCCCACAUUUUUGUUUUCUGUAUCCUAAAAACCAUUGGAAUAGCAGUUCAAAUAUAAUCAAUAAAUCUAAAAGAUGGGAUUUCACUCACUCACAUUUGUAGUUCUACUGGACUUAACAUUGAGAAAUUCCAC